AUGAGCUGAGCCGCUGAGGAAGAAGAAAAGAGACUAGGUAGCUAGCUAGGGUUUUUCGGCGUCCAAAAUCCAACUCCGGCGACAAAGAAAGGAAGAGGUAGGCGGCGGCGGCGGAUGGCAUCCGGAGGCCCGGCGCUCGAGUCGCUCGUCGACCAGGUGAUCUCCGUCAUCACCAACGAUGGCCGCAACAUCGUGGGAACGUUGAGAGGAUUCGAUCAGGCCACCAACAUUAUCCUCGACGAGUCCCAUGAGAGGGUCUAUUCUACCAAGGAGGGAGUUCAACAGCUUGUUCUUGGUUUGUACAUUAUCAGGGGUGACAACAUAAGUGUGGUGGGUGAGGUGGAUGAAGACCUGGAUGCAAGGUUGGACCUGUCAAAGCUAAGAGCGCAUCCACUGAAGCCCGUCAUUCACUGACCGCCGCGAGAUGGAAUGUGGUUAUUUUCGAUAGUGCACUGGACAUUUAGUCUCCUGAUUGUUGAAUUUCAGGAUGUGUAGCGUCAUGGGUGAGGAGGUGAGUGGACAUGAACAUGACCAUGUAAUGCGGUUAUCUUGCACAUUGCGGAUGAGUGAUAUGUGUUGAGUUGCACGCACCAAA
Phragmites australis (common reed) is the source of this 595-nucleotide messenger RNA. RefSeq names its product sm-like protein LSM8. The record is from RefSeq and is a predicted model, not a curated record. Gene Ontology annotation, cellular component: precatalytic spliceosome; U6 snRNP; U4/U6 x U5 tri-snRNP complex. Gene Ontology annotation, biological process: mRNA splicing, via spliceosome. Lineage: Eukaryota; Viridiplantae; Streptophyta; Magnoliopsida; Poales; Poaceae. The transcript is spliced from 5 exons. Bases 115 to 414 code for a protein of 99 amino acids. Gene Ontology annotation, molecular function: RNA binding.